Penicillium angulare is the source of this 1956-nucleotide messenger RNA. RefSeq lists its product as uncharacterized. Gene Ontology annotation, biological process: positive regulation of transcription by RNA polymerase II. NCBI's taxonomy places the organism in Eukaryota, Fungi, Ascomycota, Eurotiomycetes, Eurotiales, Aspergillaceae. Gene Ontology annotation, molecular function: DNA-binding transcription factor activity; transcription cis-regulatory region binding. The transcript has 7 exons. The record is from RefSeq and is a predicted model, not a curated record. Bases 1 to 1956 code for a protein of 651 amino acids. Gene Ontology annotation, cellular component: nucleus.
AUGACGGUCACCAGCCUAGUGAUGCAAAACCGUCGAGGCCUUGCCUCCAAUAAACGACCUCUACGACUCCCCAUCAUUGCCCCCAAGGAAGAGGUAGUCGGCAAACCAGAGAAGGGUCUAGUUGCACCCCCGCGCAUUCGUUUACCCCCGCGAUCAAGGACAGGUUGCUGGACAUGUCGCUUAAAUGUGAUGAAGGACAUCCGCAAUGCAAUGGAUUCUCUCCCGCCUUUCGCUUUACUCACAUCGGAUGAGGAGCGAGAGAGGAAAGCCGAGGCGUCUAGUCCGGGCACAUAUCACGUAGUAGUGAUUCCAGACAGUUUCUCUACACUUCCAGAGUAUGCAGAUGAUUUGGGAGAGAAGGCAUUCGUGACAAGCACCGAGGUCUCAAUCUCAGCGACAAGUAGUCCCAUCAGUGGACAACAUUCUGUCUACAAUCCCAGUUCCAACCCUGAUCCCAAUGUGGUGAUCUUGAAGACAUUUGAGGAUUCAACACGACGAUCUCUUUCAGCAGGAAGAAUUUCCCGAAUCUCGCCAACUUCAGAGAUCUCAGAUCCUUUCUGCGCACUCUCCUUAUCUCCCAUCUUUGACUCUCAGGCCUCUCAGGCCUCUCCACUCCCUUUCGAGGACGAAAAAGUAUCUCUAUCGUACCUUGACCCAUGUCUUGAGGAGAACACUCAGGACCACACCCUCUUCUCCCAUUUCCGUCAUGUCGUGUGGAAACAAUUAUUUCCCCAUAAUCGGGAACAGGAUGACUCUUUCGGAUAUGAGAGCAGCGGUAUGACUCUAAGUGUGGAUUUCAUUGAGCGUGAAGCUGCCCAUUUUCCUCCACUUGCCCAUGCUAUCAUGGCCAUCUCGGCGCUUAGUCUUUCACACAGCGGCACUGGACAAAAUGUUGAUGCACUUCAAUACUACCAACAAGCAUUUCCUUCUUUGCAAAACAGCCUUCGAAAUAACGACGACCUCGUCUCUGAUGGUCUCUUCCUCACUCAUUUCCUCCUAUUAAUUUAUGAGGUCGCUGCAGCUGAACCUCAUGGCUCAAACCUUUGGUCUCACCACAUCUCCCGUUUACUCCACAUCUCCUUUCUUCGUCGCUCACAUUUUGGUGGUGAACCGCAUCCUUUCAUUAUAUGGUGGAUUUGCCACAUUGACCUGUACGCUCUUUUGAGCGGUGCGGGCGAUGGCGAGUUCGUUAAGGCUAUGCUGGAUCACCAGAUGCUUCCGGGUCCUGAAUGCCUCCUCUACCCCUGUGUGGCCGAGGGGUUUAGCGUCAUAUACCCCGAAGAGCAUGAGAGCUUACCUGUCAUUAUGCGUCUUUACGCUGAUACUUUCAGGCUAGCUGCUCAGUUGGGAUUCCUUGCAUCACAGCUCCGCAGGGAUAAACCGACUUUACCUCUUUCAGAGUUCGACCACCGGUCAAGGGAGAUCAAUGACUUGCGUCAGGCCUUUGGGCGGCUGUGGGAAGCUCCGGAUGUGGCUUGGUGGCAUCAGCAGCAGAACUCGCUUCCUCGCCGGUCUGAGGAAAUUCUACAGCAGUCUGCUACUCUUUUCCACGUCUGUCAUCUAUUUUCCUACAGCAGCAUGUGGUCUGGUCAGCGUCUCGAGUCGGAGUUCAGCCCCGACGGUGAGAUUGACCACCACGCCUCAGAGAUUCUGCGCAUUGCAGAACAAACCGCAAACACUCAUCGUGCUGAUCGGCAUUUCCUUGUUUUCCCUCUUUUCCUCGCUGGUGCCACUGCAUCUGCUAGCGGCUUGAAAAUGAUGGCUAUGGAAUUGAUGACAAGCAUGGAAGACGAAGAGGAUGGUAUGGGCCGCAAUGCAGCCACCACUAGGGCUAUCUUACAAACUGUCUAUGAGCGACAAUUGGAGCGUCUGAUGCGCGUUGGGCACACUCUUGACGUUGAUUGGGCUGAUCUGAUGGUGCAGGAAGGUCUGCAAAUGGUUAAUUUUGGAUAUUAG